Morus notabilis is the source of this 640-nucleotide messenger RNA. Its product is annotated as 54S ribosomal protein L51, mitochondrial. Gene Ontology annotation, molecular function: structural constituent of ribosome. Gene Ontology annotation, cellular component: mitochondrial large ribosomal subunit. Gene Ontology annotation, biological process: mitochondrial translation. The record is from RefSeq and is a predicted model, not a curated record. Bases 144 to 503 code for a protein of 119 amino acids. The transcript is spliced from 4 exons. Lineage: Eukaryota; Viridiplantae; Streptophyta; Magnoliopsida; Rosales; Moraceae.
AUUCCUUUAUCUUCUUUUCUGCCGCUUCAGCCCCAAAAAGAAAACAAGAUUUUGCAGUCGCAGCCCCACGCCGGCCGCCGCGAGAACCAGUCGCACGCUGCUGCUCCGGUACCUUCUUAUUCUUCUUGCUUUGAAAAUCACAGAUGGCCUUGAAAGGUGUAUGGCAGCUUCAAAAGUUGAUAGUUAAUUACUGUGACUGGGGAGGAAGUAGUCGGGGUAUCAGGGCAUUUAUGCAGUCGCAGCUACCAGCGUUUAAAGAGAAGAAUCCUCAGCUAGAGGUGGUUACUGAGCUCAUUCGUGGUCAGCACCCACAUCUGAAAGGCUUAUACAAGAACAAAAGUCAACGGGUAAUAUGUGUGAAGAAUAUGGACCCAGAAGAGAUCCUUGAAUAUGCAACAAGACUGAGAAAUUCGGUGGGAAGAAAGGUGGUAAAACUGAAGACUAGGCAUGUAACCCAACACCCUAGUGUGCAAGGUACAUGGACAACAGAUGUGAAAUUUUGAGGUGAAGCAAACGGAUUCACAAGGAGCUUCUUAUGGUAGUUACCAUGUGGCAUGUAUCAAUAACCAUGACUGGCUCUCUCGCUUUUGAGAUUAUAUUGAGUUUUCCAUGCAAUUUGGCAUAGUUUGGACAGUCAUAA